CCCAGCACGCCAGGAAAUAGCUCGCAGUCUCAUAUGAUAUGCCAACCUUUUGGUGUCUGUGAACCUUGUCCAUCGGCGGCACUCAGUCAACCCUUCUGCCAGCCAUUUGGAAAUCGCCGAUUAAUGCACUGUACAGAGGCGAGCACGUCUCCCGAAGGAACCCCGUCGAAUACAGGACCAACACAAGAGGGAGAGCAUCUCGUCUGGGAACCCUGUGGGCGGAUAAUAGGGAAGGAACGAGCAGAUUUUUACGAAUUUGUGGCCUGCAAUCUGUUGUUCGCCAUCGUAUCCCUCUUCAUCCUAUUCGCAAGAUCCCGGCGUUUGCAACUUAUUCAUGCUCGGCAGCUGGCUGCGAGAAUAGGGCUAGGUAGAGUUAGGCGUUGA
Molecule: messenger RNA, 384 nt
Organism: Desarmillaria tabescens
Lineage: Eukaryota; Fungi; Basidiomycota; Agaricomycetes; Agaricales; Physalacriaceae
Exons: 2
Source: RefSeq, a predicted model, not a curated record